Molecule: messenger RNA, 333 nt
Organism: Dibothriocephalus latus
Lineage: Eukaryota; Metazoa; Platyhelminthes; Cestoda; Diphyllobothriidea; Diphyllobothriidae
Source: the annotation of a GenBank genome assembly
AUGUUUGCCGGUGUUGCUAUGCGCGCCAUCGUGAUGGAAGUCGUGAGUGCUUGUGAGAACAUAACUCGUCUGGUCUCUGAAAUCAAGCAACUGCUGAUUCUAGGCGACUUCUGUUGGCUAGAGAAAGCGACCAAGGCGGGCGCAGAAGAACGAGAGCGGAGACGGGCGGAGCUCGACGCGGUCGCUAUAAAACUCGCGGAUGAACUUGCUGCCGAUCUCUUCACCCUGGAUGAUAAGUUGGGCACUAUGGUGAAUCAUGCUGCACUGUCCUCCACCUCUAAUGCAGCCGAUGAUGACAUGACACCAUCCGAACCUAAACCUGAACCAUUUUAG